Oreochromis niloticus (Nile tilapia) is the source of this 2701-nucleotide messenger RNA. RefSeq names its product kelch repeat and BTB domain-containing protein 12. Gene Ontology annotation, molecular function: protein binding. The record is from RefSeq and is a predicted model, not a curated record. The coding region runs from base 449 to 2413 and encodes 654 amino acids. The transcript is spliced from 10 exons. NCBI's taxonomy places the organism in Eukaryota, Metazoa, Chordata, Actinopteri, Cichliformes, Cichlidae.
AGCAAUAAUAACGCAUGCUAUUGCUUCUUCUCGGAACCGUGUGUGCGUUUCUUGAGCUGUUUAUUCGCAGCUCACGCACGGACAGUGUGGUUAUCAGCUGCAGGGGUGGAACCACAGGUCAACAUGUAGAAGAAAGUUAUCUACAAACAGGCCAUGGCUAUUUCGUUUUAUGAAGUAUAUUAAAUAUCGCAUUAGUUAAGGCAGACUGUGUAACGUGAUUGGUAUACAUGUUAAAGUGAUUCAUAAAAACCAAAGAAAGGUGCACAGCUUGAACCGCUGUGCCCACUUAAAAGCACGAUCAGAGUUCACACUGCUCAUGUGUUCAUAAUAUAAUGGCCAUUGUGACUGGCAUGAGUUAGCUCACUCAUGCAAAACACUCCCAGCUGAGCUAAUGAAUACACUUGGUACUCAUUAGCUCAGCGUGAAUAAACAAAAAGUGGAACUAAAUAUGAGCUGUGCAUGGAUCAGACCCACGGAGGAAAGGUGCAUAGUCAUUCACUCUCAUCCGGGAGAAAACUUUGCAUGCAGUACUGACAACAGCAAAGCUGCGACAGUGGAGAAGUCCAUGGAUGCUGAGGUGCUGCACUCUGCUCAAGUAGAGCAUGGCUCCCUUUUGCUAAGGCAGCUAGAGAGGAUGAGAACAGCUAAGGAGCUCACUGACGUGGUGCUGCUAGCUGAAGGGAUCCCCUUCCAUUGCCACAAGGUGGUGCUGUCUGCAUUCAGUCCUUACUUCCAGGCCAUGUUUACAUGUGGUCUCAAGGAGACGCAGGGAGGAGAAAUACCUCUCAGAGACACUUCUGCCCAAAGCUUAAGGCUGCUGCUGGACUACAUGUACCGUGGCGAGCUCCAACUUUCAAACAACAACAUCCAGGAAGUGGCCGUCGCUGCCUUCCUGCUACAUGUAGAUGGAGCCUUCAGGUUGUGCCAGAGUACCAUGGAGGCCUGUAUGGACCCGUCAAACUGUGUUGGUCUGUACCACUGGGCCAGGAACUUGGGAGCAACUGGCCUUGCUGACUGUGCCUUGCGAUACCUUUGUCAACACUUUGCACAAGUUUGUGAGGAAGAAGAAGUGCUAGAGCUGGAUGCUCAAAGUCUUGGGGAACUGCUUGGCUUGGAUGACCUUAACGUAUCACAGGAGGAGGUUGUUUUGGAGCUGGUGUUGCGCUGGGUGGAAAAGUGCAGGGGCGACUCAGAAAGGGAAGCCCAGGCUGUGGAGUUACUCAGGCAUGUCCGACUGGAGCUUGUGGAGCCUGGAUUUCUCCGUAAAGCAAGGAGGAGAAACCCGGUGCUUCUGCGGGAUGCUGAGUGCUUUGGGAUGAUUGAUGCUGUUCUCCAGACGUCAGGUCUCUGCGAGGCCGCAGCUCCUCCUCGCCGAGCUCUUCGCUACGGCAUGGAGACAACAGAUUUGCUCCUCUGUUUGGGUGGCGUGAAUAAGGAGGGCGUCCCUGCACGGCGUGGAGGACUUGCUGACCUCAGUUUUUGCUUCGACCCCCAUGUUAGGAAGACUUACUACAUCCCCUCUCCCCUGAGGGGCUGCAGCAUAGUGGGACAGAUCACAGCAGGCGCAGUGAGCAGAGAAAACAUCAUAGUGGUGGCCGUAGAGGCAGAAGACCAACAUCGAACGAAGGGGGUUGAUAUCUACAGGUAUGACAGUUCAGAGGAGAACAGCUGGGUGAAGUUGUGCUCGGCAGCUUACAGGGACAUGUAUGCUUUAGGGCUCAUAGGAGAUGCCCUCUAUUUAAUCGGUGGUCAGAUGAAAGUGCGUAAUCACUACGUCAUCACAGACAGCGUGGAGAGAUGGUCGCUGAAGAGAGGAGGCAGCUGGCUCGGCUUUGCUCCUCUGCCUCUUCCAUUAGCCUGUCACUGUGUUGUGACCCUAAAGGAGCAUCUUUAUGUGCUGGGGGGCUGGACACCACAGGAUCACCCUGACGACGAGCCUGACAAGCUCAGCAAUCGUGUGUUUCAGUUUGACCCCGGCAAAGACAGAUGGACAGAGUGUGCCAGCAUGAAGUACUCCAGGUACCGCUGUGGGUCAGCUGUCCUCAGUGGAGAGAUCUAUAUAUUAGGUGGUAUAGGAUGCGAUGGAGAGGACCGUGGGCAAUCACGUCGUUGCCUGAGCUCCGUGGAGAUCUACAACCCAGAUACAGACACCUGGAGACCAGGACCAACCCUCCCCACAUCCCUACUUUCCCUUCGAACGAACGCCUCCAACAUAGGAGUAGUGGAUGGAAAGCUCUAUCUCUGUGGAUACUACAAGGGGGCUGGCCGUCAUGAGAUCAUCACCAAGGAGCUUUUAGAAUUGGACCCUGCAGACAAUGUGUGGACAGUUGUGGAAAGACGAGCAGCCAUGCACGACAGCUACGACGUCUGUCUGGUGGCUAAUCUUAAUCCUCGAGACCUCUUCACACCCUAAUCCAGCUCCUCCUGGGCCAGUGUGUGUGGAUAGUAAGCAUCUAUACGCUAAACCCGGAAAGCCUCAUUCAAAAAAGCCUUAUUCACUCUUGGUAUUUGGAAACCAGAAUAACAAGAUUAAUUUUCACUAUAAUUAACUAACAACUUUUUUUUUUGCUAUAUGAGCAUCCAAAGUCAGACUUUAGAUAAUGCAAUUUUAUGUUAUAUGUCAAAAGUCUGUUUGUUACAUGUCCUGUCCAAGCAAUGAAUUUUACCUGUAAAUGUAAGAAUAAAAGAAAAAUCAACAUUC